Messenger RNA from Chanos chanos (milkfish), 1359 nucleotides. RefSeq names its product E3 ubiquitin/ISG15 ligase TRIM25-like. The transcript has 6 exons. The record is from RefSeq and is a predicted model, not a curated record. Gene Ontology annotation, molecular function: protein binding; zinc ion binding. Lineage: Eukaryota; Metazoa; Chordata; Actinopteri; Gonorynchiformes; Chanidae. Bases 1 to 1359 code for a protein of 452 amino acids.
AUGGCAGAAGCUUCAUCAGUUCAGGAUUCACUCAUCUGUCCUGUCUGUUUGGAUUUAUUUAAGGAUCCAGUGACUAUUCCCUGUGGACACAGUUACUGUAUGAGCUGUAUUAAGGACUACUGGGAUCAGGAUGAUCAGAGAAGAGUCUACAGCUGCCCCCAGUGUAGGCAGAUCUUCACCCCAAGACCUGUUCUUAAAAAAAGUACCACAUUGGCUGAACUGGCUGAGAAACUGAGGAAGACAAGACUCCAGGCUGCUCCUCCUGCUGUCUGUUAUGCUGGACCUGGAGAUGUGGAGUGUGACAUGUGCACUGGGAGAAAACUCAAAGCUGUCAAAUCCUGUCUGGUGUGUCUGGUGUCAUUCUGUGAAACUCACCUUCAGCCUCACCAUGAAUCUCCUGCCUACAAAAAACACAAGCUGAUCAAAGCCUCCACACAACUACAGGACAGGAUCUGCUCUCAACAUGACAAAGUAGUGGAGAUUUACUGUCGCACUGACCAAAAAAUGAUCUGCUAUUUGUGUACAAUGGAUGAACACAAAGGCCAUGAUACAGUCUCAGCAGCAGCUGAAAGGUCUGAGAAACAGCGUAGACUCGAGGAAAAAUAUCCAGAAAACUCAGGAAAGUGUUUCCAGUCUCUCUCUGGUCAUUCUGGACUUAAAGAAUCACCCAACAUGGCUGUCAAUCCAGUCUUCUCUUUUGAGCAUGUGAGGAAAUCUGUCUCUGAAAUGAAGAAGAGCCUAGAAAAAAUCCUCAGUAAAGAGACAGUCAAUAUAUCGAAGAAAGCUACUAAAGACCAGCUACUUGCUGAGCCCAAGACCAGAGCAGAAUACUUACAAUAUUCCUGUCAGCUCACACUGGAUCGCAACACAGCAAAUGUACACCUCUGUCUGUCUGAGGGGAACAGAGAGGUGACAGGGACCAGAAGCGCUCAGCCAUAUCCUGAUCAUCCAGAGAGAUUUGAUUGGUGGAUGCAGGUUCUAUGUAGAGAGGGCUUGUCUGGACGCUGUUACUGGGAGGUUGAGUGGAGUGGUCGGGUUUUUAUAGGAGUCUCAUAUAGAGGCAUCAGCAGGAAAGGGGAAGGCAAUGAGUGUGGGUUUGGGUACAAUAAUCAGUCCUGGAGUUUGGAUUGUUCUUACUUGAGUUACACUUUCAUACACAAUGAUAUUAAGACCAUAAUCCCAAACGUUUCCAGCUGUUCCAGAAUUGGAGUGUAUCUGGAUCACAGGGCAGGAACUCUGUCCUUCUACAGCGUCUCUGACACAAUGACCCUCCUCCACAGAGUCCAGACCACAUUCACUCAGCCCCUCUAUGCUGGAUUUUGGCUUAAUAUGUUGGCAACUGUUCAAAUCUGCAAUUAA